CCUUUAAUUCAUUCGGUCCAUAAUCGACUUUCGCACUGUUCAAUGUUGUCGCAUUUUGCUUAACGCGUGUACAAUUUAUAUUAUUAUAAAAAUAUUAUAAAAUAUUUAAUAAUGCCUGCUAAAGCUGUAAGUGUAAUCAACGGAGAUGUCAAGGGUACCGUUUACUUCGAACAGAAGGAUGAGUCUUCACCCGUAAUAGUCACUGGUGAAGUUUCUGGACUUUCUAAAGGUCUUCAUGGCUUCCAUGUACAUGAAUUUGGAGAUAACACUAACGGUUGCACCUCAGCUGGGCCACAUUUUAAUCCAGCUGGCAAAGAGCAUGGUGCGCCAACCGAUGAAAAUCGUCAUUUGGGGGAUUUGGGCAAUAUUGAAGCCAGCGGCGAUGGACCAACUAAGGUUAACAUCAGCGAUAAAUUAAUUACAUUGUUCGGAGCAAAUAGCAUCGUGGGACGUACUGUUGUUGUGCAUGCUGAUCCCGAUGAUUUGGGCAAAGGUGGCCACGAAUUGAGCAAGUCAACUGGCAACGCUGGUGCACGUCUUGGCUGUGGUGUGAUUGGUAUCACUAAGAACUAAAUUCGUYUACUUUCGGUUUUGCUUAACUGGGGAGUGUUAAGGGUGGAUAAGACAAUGUAAUUGCAUUAAACAUAUAAAAUAUAUUACAUAUGCAUUAAAAUAUUAAAUAUCGAAAAAAAUUGGCUAAUUUCUAAUUGUUUAAGAUAACUUAAAGUUAUCACUUACUUUUGAUUAUAAUUAGCAGUUUUAACGUUAAAAAUAAAACAUAUGUGGUGAAUUGGAAAA
Messenger RNA from Bactrocera latifrons, 798 nucleotides. RefSeq names its product superoxide dismutase [Cu-Zn] (gene Sod1). The record is from RefSeq and is a predicted model, not a curated record. Bases 112 to 573 code for a protein of 153 amino acids. Gene Ontology annotation, molecular function: copper ion binding; superoxide dismutase activity. The transcript has 3 exons. NCBI's taxonomy places the organism in Eukaryota, Metazoa, Arthropoda, Insecta, Diptera, Tephritidae. Gene Ontology annotation, biological process: removal of superoxide radicals.